AUGAGAUUGCUGGAGAAUACUCACUGGUUAGGUGGUAUUCCAGGGAACCUGUCAGCCGGCACACCGUCGCUGAUUGACCGGGAAUUACCGGACUGCGCAUCUAGACUUGGUCCAGGUUUGAUUCCGUGUUCAACAACCGUUGGAGAGGCAGACUUGUUGAACUUGGGAGAAGAAGGUGACAUAUCCCGACCGACCACUCAGGAUAACAGGCUGCAGCAAGACCGCCAAGAAGUUUGUAGGGUAAUAACCGAACAAAUUGAACGCACUAUUUUGCAGAAUCGACCUACGUACAACCGACCACCAACCGAUGUCCUUCCAUUUACCGUCGACCAACCGCUACCAACAGACCAAACCGAUGAUGACCAUAGACCGUUGAUAACAUCCCCUGAGUCAAGGCGAUUAGCGAGGGAUUUUGCCGAAUCAACAAGGAGAGUUUCAUUUGCGUCAUCUCAUACCGUAACCGCUGGAGUGAGAGAAGUAGGUAGCGAAGUCUCAACGGCCAAGGAAAUCGAACUGACGACCGAAGAUCCGUCGACGAAACCGCCGAAAACUACCAAUUAUUCCGUUCCUACUGUUCCUGUUUGGAAAUGGAGCCUGACAUUUGAUGGGUCGACCAGUGUGACCUCGUUCCUGGAAGAGGCUGAGUAUCUUGCCGAGGCUAGAAAGAAACUGACCGUAAAGCGACCGACCGAGGAAGAGCAGGUGAAUAUCAUCAGACGACGUUUACUGCCAGAAAUACAAACCGCCCUAGCCUUCCAAACGACUUCCACGAUAGAUGAACUGCUCCGGAAGGGAAAAGUUUUCGAAUUGGUCAAAUGGCAAACCGCUAACUAUACUUCGCCACCGAUACAAAAAGGUCUCAUCAACGAACCGCAUCUUACCUUCCGAAAUCCCUCACCGAAGGUCCAACCGAUCGGAAUGCACCUCAGCACACUGUCCGAACCGUCCGAUGAACCGAAACUUGUCCAAAACUCUACAGCACGUCAGAGACAAGAUGAACCGAAAAAUACCGUCCGACCGCCAACCAAAACCCAGUGCUGGAGAUGUGGUGGUAAGGGCCAUCUACGAGUACAGUGUACAUCGAAACCGAUACUUUUCUGCUCUCGAUGUGGCAAGAAGGGUAUAAUGUCCAGAGAUUGUCAGUGUUCGUUACCGAGGACCCCGGUUAUUCCGAAGAAAAAUUUUUCUGAUAACCGUCCUAUAAUUACUGUUGUUAUAGGAGACAAGGAGUUCCAGUCACUCUUGGACACCGGAUCAACCAGGUCCUUCAUCAGCAGUGAAGUGGCUGCUCACUGCAAGGCCGCUGGAAUAAAACCGAAUUAUGUUAGGGACGUUACCACCACCGUCGCUAACGGAAGUUCUAUCCCGAUUAAGGAAAUGUACACAGCACAAGUUCAGGUUGGAUCCGAAAAUAUUGAGGCUACGUGGUUGUUAGUUUCAGAUUUACCGAUCAGUGUAGUACUGGGAAUGGAUGUACUGAGAGCACACGACUUCUCCAUCAACCUCCGAACCGCCGAAUGCUUUCUGAAUGGCAGGUCUCUAAAGGACAAGCCCAUGACUCAGGAAAAGCAGAAUCAGAAUCCGUUACCGUUACCGACCGAAGGAACCAUAUGCCUGACCGAGGACAAUAGCCAGAAUUGGAAAAUCCCUGGAAGUUAUGUGUUCCGAAAGAUGACCGAAGAGAAGUCCUUCUCGAAAACCACGACCGACCGACCGCUGGACACUUGGGAAUAGAAGAAACGAAAUUUCGCAUAGCCCGCAGCUACUAUUGGCCAGGAAUGUUCCGAGAAAUUGCCCAAUAUGUCCGAAAAUGUAGCAAGUGUCACCGAUACAAGGUUCCACAGCAGAAACCGGCAAGAAAUCACUCCUAUGUGGUGGAAGAACCUUGUGAAAAUGACAGAUUCUCCAAAUGGAAGGAAUUUAGGCCCAUGAGAACAGCUGUCCAAAGAGGUGUGUACCAGGCUUCCAAGGAAGAUGGAGUGAAUUCCCCAAAUCAGGAGUCAAUCGGAGAUCCCAG
Molecule: messenger RNA, 2017 nt
Organism: Coccinella septempunctata (seven-spotted ladybird)
Lineage: Eukaryota; Metazoa; Arthropoda; Insecta; Coleoptera; Coccinellidae
Exons: 3
Coding region: 1-1734 (577 amino acids)
Molecular function (GO): zinc ion binding; nucleic acid binding
Source: RefSeq, a predicted model, not a curated record